UGGAGAUCUGGCAACCCAUGAGGCAUGGUUUCCAUUUGACUCAUUCUGGAAGAUCGUUGAUCUUGUGACCGUCAUGCAUGGAGAUCUGGGCAGUCUAGGAGUUUCAGAUCAACAACAACAACAACAAAACCAGGCCAGAUGAUGAUCUGAGCAGCUUGAUUUGAUUGGGUUCUAAACAUGUUCUCUUCCACAAUGCUGAGGUUCUGUUUGUGUAGAACCCUGAGGCCGUGUGUACGAGGAGCACAGAAGCGCCAGCUCGGCACGCACAAGCACAAAGACAAGCUGGAACCUCUGAACACUUCUGAAGGAGCCAAGGAUUUUAUCUACAGCCUGCAUGCUGCUGAGCGCAGCUGCUUACUGCGAGAGCUGCAGAACUUCGAGUCCAUCGCCAUCGCACAGGAGAAACUGGAGUCUUCGCCACCCAGCACCAAUCAACUAAGAUAUGUGCUCCUUCACAACGCGCUCCCAUUCGUCGGCUUUGGCUUCCUGGACAAUGCCAUCAUGAUCGCCGCAGGAACCCAGAUUGAGCUGUCCAUCGGAGUGACUUUCGGAAUAUCGACAAUGGCAGCCGCGGCGUUGGGAAACUUGGUUUCUGACCUGGCUGGACUUGGGUUAGCAGGAUAUGUGGAGGCUCUAGCUGCACGUUUGGGGAUGCAGAUUCCUGAUCUUACACCCAAACAGGCUGACAUGUGGCAGACCAGACUCAGCUCACACUUGGGGAAGGGGAUCGGCGUCACCAUAGGCUGCUUGCUCGGGAUGUUUCCUCUCCUUUUCCUUGGCGAUGAUGAUGAAGAGAAGACGCAGAGCUCGACAGUAACUCCGCUCAGAGACUCGAAAUAAUUUUCUUUUUUCUUUUUAAUACACACACCACAAACACAACACUAUUAGAGGUUUUCUCAAAAAAGAAGUGAGCUUUAUGCUCUGCGUUCAGCAAAAAACUCAAUUGUUUUAGUUACUUUAAUACUGGAUUUAUACUGGAGCUACAAGGCGAACAUUACUAACAUGUAAGAAAUGCAUUGUUUUUUUUUGUUUUUUGCAUCAACGAAAUUAUUCUUUAAUGAGACAGGCCUUAAUAACAGGAAGGGAACGGAAAUUUGUAUAAAGUUCCAGAAAGAUCUAUGAAAGUGA
Molecule: messenger RNA, 1128 nt
Organism: Silurus meridionalis
Lineage: Eukaryota; Metazoa; Chordata; Actinopteri; Siluriformes; Siluridae
Gene: tmem65
Product: transmembrane protein 65
Exons: 9
Coding region: 178-840 (220 amino acids)
Biological process (GO): cardiac ventricle development; regulation of cardiac conduction
Cellular component (GO): mitochondrion
Source: RefSeq, a predicted model, not a curated record